AAAAGACCAGCAGAUAUUUUGUUGGCAUGUCUAAAGAUAAAGGAGAGAACAGCAUUCCCAUUUCACUCUCUCCCUCUCUCUGUUCUCAUAAACACACCUCCUUCCUCAUAAGAAGUGAGAACAAUGUCUACUCUUCUUCUCCUCCUCCUCUUACCCAGCACCAUCUUCUGCUUCCCAUUGUCAACUGGUUCAUCUCAUGAAACCACCACAUAUGCAGUCCUUGCUUCCACUGUCUCGUCAUAGUCUCUAGCAGUGGUUAAUGACAUGGACCUUGGGGAGUUAGUGGGCAUGGAAGGGUUGGUGAGUGCGUCCUCUGAGGGUGGUGGUGGUCUCUUCUCUUCCUCACUAGCCUCCUUAGACACUGAAAUCAAAGGCCAAAAAGGCGUCUUUAACAAUGGCUUCUUCAAGCAAGGGAGGCCUGGUGGUCCAGAUGAGCAUGAUUGGAGGUGCCUCAAGAUAGCCAGGACUAACGAUGUAGCAAUGCUGACAGCUGCAGCACCUCCAUCUCUUCUAAGGUCCAACUCCCACUCCUUCUCCCUGUCCUCUGAUGGGGAGCAAAUGCUCAGCUUCUCAUCACCAAAGCCAGAUGCUUUGCUUCUUAGCAGUGAUGGGCCUUUGCCCUUUUACCACCAUCCAUUUCCUUCUGUUUCCUCUUCACCAGCUUACCUCAGGAAUGCAGGGCUUAGGGGUCCCUUCACCCCAUCUCAGUGGAUGGAGCUGGAACACCAGGCCUUGAUCUACAAGUACAUCGAUGCAAAUGCCCCCAUACCAUCCAAUCUCCUCCUCCCUAUCAGAAGAAGCCUCUGCCAUUCUGGGUUUCCUGCCUUCUCAUCUGAAUCUUAUAGAUCCAACCCUUUGGGGUGGGGAUCUUUGUAUCUGGGUUUCUCUGGAAAUACUGAUCCAGAGCCUGGAAGGUGCCGUCGAACCGACGGGAAGAAAUGGCGUUGCUCGAGGGAUGCAGUUGCUGAUGGAAAGUACUGUGAGCGACACAUGAAUCGGGGCCGCCAUCGUUCAAGAAAGCAUGUGGAAGGCCAGAAUGGCCAUGCCGCUAAAGCGAUGCCUGUCAUCGCCCAUUCACCAUUAUCAGCUUCUGCUGUUCCUUGCGGCGGAUCAUCUAACAGCCUCACCAUUGCAAAGCAGUGCACUGAAAACUCACGGCUUGCUAAUCCUUCUGCCUCGCAGCUCGGCAGCAGGAUGCUAACAAGCAAAGAGAAUGUUAAUGGAGGUGCACUGGAUUCACAAGGCUUCUCCAUGCUAACUUCUGCAAAUCCAAAACCUGUAAACACCUUGUUUUCUGUUCCUAAACAUCAAAAUCCUUUUGAAGGAUCCUCUUCUCGAGCAGACUUUGAACUCAUAUCCAACUUUGCUUCAUCCCCGGAAUUCAAUGAUCAGCAGUCCCAGACUCACUCCCUUCGCCAUUUCUUUGAUGAUUGGCCGAAGAACCGGUCUGACCGCUCAACAAUCACCUGGCCUGAGGUCGAAGAAAUGCAAUCAGAUAGGACUCAACUCUCCAUUUCAAUCCCUAUGGUUUCUUCGGACUUCUCAUCCUCGACUUCAUCUCCCAACCAAGAAAAGCUUACACUGUCACCACUCAAGUUAGCUCGUGAGUUUGAUCCUGUUCCUAUGGGUUUGAGUGUUGGGGUUUUGAAUGAGGCUAACCAAAGACAAGCUAAUUGGAUACCAAUCUCUUGGGAGUCUUCCAUUGGUGGGCCUUUAGGUGAAGUCCUGAGCAACACCAAUAACAAUGCUGCAAAAGACUCCGGUGAGAACUGCUUAUCAUCGUCUUUAAACCUUUUAACCGAUGGCUGGGAUUCAAGCCCUCGGAUAGGUUCAUCUCCAACUGGUGUCCUACAGAAGACAGGCUUUGGGUCUUUGUCUAGUAGCACUGGAAGUAGUCCCAGGGCUGAAAGUCACAAAGCUCAGGACAAUGCUCACAGCCUGUGUGAUGACCUUCUUUGCUCAACCCUCGUGAAUGUCUCCACCAUUCCUUCUCUGUAAGCUUACAAGUUGCAGAGAGACAAAUGACUAGAAACAGAACCAUGAAAGCAUCGAUUAUGAAGACGUGGAGCUUUUAUUUAGUUUGAGUUUGUAGAACUGUUUUCAUUCUCUGGUUCUUACUUUGUAAUUUUUCCCCCUUGAUCUUAUGUACUAUUUUUAUAAGCCAUGCCUGAACAGCAAAUGGCAAGAAAUAUGGCUUGCUUUUGAAAUGAAACUAUUAAGUGAUGAGUUGGUUUGAUGUA
Dioscorea cayenensis subsp. rotundata (Guinea yam) is the source of this 2240-nucleotide messenger RNA. RefSeq names its product growth-regulating factor 6-like. Gene Ontology annotation, biological process: developmental process; regulation of DNA-templated transcription; DNA-templated transcription. Gene Ontology annotation, cellular component: nucleus. NCBI's taxonomy places the organism in Eukaryota, Viridiplantae, Streptophyta, Magnoliopsida, Dioscoreales, Dioscoreaceae. The record is from RefSeq and is a predicted model, not a curated record. Gene Ontology annotation, molecular function: ATP binding. The transcript is spliced from 4 exons. The coding region runs from base 265 to 1998 and encodes 577 amino acids.